Hermetia illucens (black soldier fly) is the source of this 2199-nucleotide messenger RNA. RefSeq lists its product as uncharacterized. NCBI's taxonomy places the organism in Eukaryota, Metazoa, Arthropoda, Insecta, Diptera, Stratiomyidae. The coding region runs from base 630 to 1538 and encodes 302 amino acids. The record is from RefSeq and is a predicted model, not a curated record. The transcript is spliced from 4 exons.
GCCGGCAGUCAGUGGUAGUGUUGUGCUGCACGGUGCGGUUCUUUCCCAAUCGUCAUUGCCAUUCAAUAUCAUCAUCGUCAUAGAGUCAUAUGUGUUGGAGGAUUUUACUGUUAUAUCUUAUAUGGAACCAGCAUCUUCUCCAUCGUCUUGGCCAAGGGAGCGCUUAAGACGUUUCGCAGACAUGGAAUUGAUUUAGAGUUUGAGAUGGUACUUUUGUUGGUCAUCAUUUUCAUUCCGAUUUCUAUUAGAGGCGCUGCAGUGGUAAAGUGGUAAAGACCGCCGGCGAAGACAACAGUCGGUUUGCAACAUUAUCUUAAGACGGACGUGUUGUGGCGUAACUGGCUUUCUUCAAGAAGUGGAAUCAGUGAAGUGAUAAGUGCUUUAUUUCACGCUUAAGUUGCUACAAGAUAGCGUUACGUAGUUGAUUCUUUGUAGAAUUGGUGGAGUCAUUAGUUGUCCAAGACAUUAGAUCUAUAUCGACUCACGGUGUAUGUAAUUUGAGUUGGAUUGCGUGAUUCUUGUGUACUUUUUUGUAUUAUUUGCUGGUGGUGUUGAAAAAGGGCUACUGUGAGAAAAUUUCACUUUGAAUAAUAAAUUCAAUCGCAACGAUUAAUCAGAGGAGAGAGAAAAUGAAUCUUCUGAGGAUACAUUCCAUAAGUAUUCUAACUCUACUGGCAAUUUGUGUCCUGACCAAUGGAUCGCCCAUUAAAGACACCAAAGAUUCACGAGUCGUCCGAAUAAAACCAUCUCCAAUCGAGGAAAAGCAGCCGCGAGUACUCCAUGAAACAGACGCUCAAGUUCGAACCCAUGAUCCAAAUAAAAUCAACCCUUCCGGCAACAAGAAGGCAUACGUGAGCAACAGACAACUCUUAACUAAGCUGGGUUUAUCGAAACUACGUAUACCCGCGAGUCAUAGUCGCAAGCGGUUGGCCGUUGAAUCACGUCAUCAUGCACGUCCUGAUGACUCACACAUGUUCGUUAUAAAACUUCCACCGAAUCCAUAUUAUUAUACUAAUCCGAACGCGAACGCUGUAACCAAGACGGCAUAUCCGGCGGCGUCACCUCCACAGACCGCGGUGGCUCCUUCCCAGAAUGUGAUUCAUGACAACAACUUCCAUGGGAGCGCCAGAACGAAGAAGGUCUCCUCAUUUGGAUUUCAAUUGAACGGUAAACCUGGACGCAUCUACCACUGGAAUCUACCAAUUAUCAAGAAGCUAAUCACAGGUGAAGGACGAAGCAAGCAUACCCCCAAAAACGAUGUUGAUGUUGCCGAGCUAAUUGACAUGAAAAACACUCCGACUUGGUCGAAACCUUGGGAAAACGACACUGCGGAAAAAUCUUACAGUAAAUACGGUGCAGCUGAUACGAAAUCCUUCAAGCGUAAAUCACCAACAUACUAUGCUCCUGUUAAAUCGAAGAAAAACAGCAUUCACAAUUACUUCCCUGGCAACGGAAAACCAAAAGGAUUCUAUGUUAUUCAACAGAAUAAGAAGAGCAGCCACAAACCUUCGACGUAUUAUCGGAAACUUAUCUAUUGAACAUCGAAUCUAUUUCGAGAGUGUAUGCGAUAGAUUUCGCAGUUGCAUUAGAUAAGGGCAUAGUGGAUUAUUUUGAUGGAUUUAUUUAUUUUAAAUUAAACAACUGAAAUUAUGAUAUAUUUUUAACUUUGCCACUAUCCAAAAUGUAUUCUUAUUUCGAUACGUAAAGGAAAGAUACAGAAAGUGAAAUUAUAACCGGUUAUGCCCGUCUCUAAUCGAUUGUAUCGCGUAUACUCGUAUUAAUAAGAUCCCAGAACGCACAAAUUAUAAGACUUUAACGUAACAUACUUACAUAAUAAUAACAAGUAGCUGAUAACAGUAACACAUCAAUUAGUCGGGCUUAAGUGUGGUAUAAGUUUAGACUAAGAUCGCAUGCAUUUCUACUCUAGAAUUUCGAGCGUUUUCUACACUUUUCUACCCACUAACGAUAAUAAAAAGAUAAUAAUGUAACGUUGUAACUAGGAAAGAUAGAUUUUAGCCGUAGAAGUGAAGAAAAUCAUUUGCGACAUUUAUAUAGGGCGUAUUUGUAUUUAAGUAAAAUGGCAAUAAUUGACUGAACUCUACAUUUAACAAUUUUGUACAUUGUUUUCUGUUAAUUGUAUAAACCACUUUAUGAACGUAAUAAAUAAUCUUUACAAAUAAAGAAAGAUUUAAUAUCCGC